Messenger RNA from Argentina anserina (silverweed cinquefoil), 2025 nucleotides. RefSeq lists its product as uncharacterized. The coding region runs from base 1 to 1551 and encodes 516 amino acids. The record is from RefSeq and is a predicted model, not a curated record. The transcript is spliced from 12 exons. NCBI's taxonomy places the organism in Eukaryota, Viridiplantae, Streptophyta, Magnoliopsida, Rosales, Rosaceae.
AUGACAAAACUAAGGCUUGUUUCUCAAGAACAUUCGCAGUUGCCGCCUAAGAGCUUUCGCCUUUCGCCGGGCUUGAGAGCUAAUGCUGCUUUAUCCUUCCUUGGAUUGGGUGUUUAUUUUAGAAUUUCAUUCAUCUUCUACACUGUUGCAGCAAUGAUGACAAUUCUAAGGCUUGUUUCUCAAGAACAUUCGCAGUGGCCGCCUAAGAGCUUUCGCCUGUCGCCGGGCUUGAGAGCUAGUGCUGCUCUAUCCUUCCUUGGAUGUCUGACGCUGAUCUUUUUUGUUCAUGAUAAUUGGAGACCAGACUGUUCAAUAUUUCACAAGUGGGUAUUGGAGAUGCAUCAUGUUGAGAAGCAGGGGUUUAGCUCUGUUAAAAAGAAAGAAAGAGAGAGGCAAGGGUCGGGUAUAAAGGCGAGGCCAUUUUGGAUUGAAAAUUCUAAAAUGGAUAUUUCUCUUGCUGUUGGAAAAUACUGGAGAAGAAGCACAGCAGUGGCUCCUCUCGCUCUUCUCCAACCCCGAAGGACCUUCCGAUCAGACUCCGCCUUAGAAGCUCUCUCCAAAGCCUCCGACGAAAACCUCCCCAACUUGGUCCUCUACAACUACCCCUCUUUCUCCGGCGCCUUCUCCGCUCUAUUCGCUCACCUCUUCCACUCCUGCCUCCACCUCCCCUGCCUCUCCCUCCCUUUCUCCUCCCUCCACCCCUUCAGCGUCGAUGAUUUGUGCAUCCAGGGAUUGCAGCGCUGCUAUCUCCUUGAUUUUCUCGGCCCGAGAGGACUCGCCGCCGAGCUUUCCAGACGAGCUCAAUGCGAGGUGAUUGCUUUCGAUCACCGGAAAUCUGUAGUGAAAGUGUUGCCGUCCGGGGAGGAUUUCCCGGAGAAUGUCGUGUUUCGAGUUGAUACUGGGAAGAGUAGCUCUAGUGCCGUGUAUGAUUACUUCUCUGCUAAUCUUGCCGAAAUUGGAUGCGAUAAUGGAAUGGGUGGAGGUUUGUUGGAAGUGGAGGAGAGAGAGCGUGUGGAGAUGGUGCUUAAGUACAUUGAGGAUGGGGAUCUCCGCCGGUGGAGCUUGCCGGAGAUUAGGGAGUUUAAUAUUGGAGUUGGGGAAUGGCGCUCGAAGUUGAAUUGUUUAACUAAUCCUUACAUGUAUGAGCAGUUACUGGAGAUGAGUGCUACGGAUGUUAUUGCUAAGGGGAAGUCCUAUGUUUCUUCUCGACAAAAGGUGGCAAAUAAGUUACUGGAUAAAGCUCUGAAAAUAAGGUUGGGCAGAGGAUUUUAUGGGGAGUGUCUGGGAGUGAGAGCUGAUGGGAAUGCCGAGUUGAGCGAUGAAAUUGGCAAGCAGCUUAGUGUGAAAAGUGUUGCUGCUGGUCUAAGGCCUAUUGGAGCUGUUAUUUUCAUGCACCGUAGAAACCUCAAAAUGUGCUUAAGGAGUAUGGAUACUGCUACCGAUACCUCUGAAGUCGCAAAGGCAUAUGGAGGAGGAGGCACCCCAAGUUCUAGUUCCUUUAUUAUAAGGAUGGAUGAGUACAACCAGUGGAUUUUAGGAAAUUCAACAUGAGCAUGUCAAGAAUUGAAAUUCAAUGCUAUUGCGACGCAUAUGAAAAUGGUCGUAUUGUACUUCCAAGAAAGAACCUCUGAUUGCACUUUCAAAGGGUUCAAAAUAUCUCACCGCACCUGAGAUCACUGAUACAUCAGAGAAGACUUAAUCGACCGUGGAUUAUCUCAUGAAGAUCACCCAAUAUUGGAUGGAGUUCAGCAAGCAAUGUGCUUUCCACAAGGUUGAUGGUUCAAGCAAGGAUUGGUGUAUCAACUGAGCAUACAUUGCGGGCAGCAGCCGAGAAAUUGCAUAUAUCAAAAUACCAUCGGAAAUUCAAAAUAAUUGGACUGUCAGAGGAGUAUAUCCUCUGAAAUAUUUCACCAAAUGAUCAUAUUGCAUAAUAAUUAGUUAAACAUACAGAAAUAAACAUGCGGGGCCUAGUGCAUUGCCCCAUCUUGGUUUAACAUGAUAUGUGUGAUCUCAUUCGAUGUCUCA